Molecule: messenger RNA, 2652 nt
Organism: Anopheles marshallii
Lineage: Eukaryota; Metazoa; Arthropoda; Insecta; Diptera; Culicidae
Gene: Moca-cyp
Product: peptidyl-prolyl cis-trans isomerase G
Exons: 8
Coding region: 1-2652 (883 amino acids)
Biological process (GO): protein peptidyl-prolyl isomerization
Cellular component (GO): intracellular membrane-bounded organelle
Molecular function (GO): peptidyl-prolyl cis-trans isomerase activity
Source: RefSeq, a predicted model, not a curated record
AUGACGGUCGAUUCCGAUACCGGUGCUUUGGCGGAACCAUUAGCGCAAGAAAAAGUGAGAUGCUAUUUCGACGUGACGCUUGGUGGUUUGCCGGCUGGCCGUAUUGUGUUCGAAUUGUUUCCUACAGUGGCACCGAAAACCUGCGAGAACUUCCGCGCAUUGUGCACUGGUGAAGCUGGUAUCGGGCAAAAGACUGGAAAAGCUUUAUACUACAAGGGUAUAAUAUUUCAUCGUGUAGUGAAGGAUUUUAUGAUCCAGUCCGGAGACUUCUCGAACGGCAAUGGAACCGGAGGCGAAUCGAUUUACGGUGGCACUUUCGAUGAUGAAGCAUUUACCCUGAAACAUGAUCGAGCUUUCUUGCUCUCUAUGGCCAAUCGUGGCAAAAACACAAAUGGCUCCCAAUUUUUCAUUACAACGCAACCUGCACCACAUCUUGACAAUGUACACGUUGUAUUUGGUCAUGUUGUAUCCGGCCAGGAUUUAGUACGACAGCUCGAACAGCUACCGGUCGAUCGUAACUCUCGUCCGCUGCAAGAUGCAAUGGUUUCUAACUGUGGUGAACUGGUGCGGCAGAUGAAAGUAAAAAAGGAAAAGAAGAAUAAGAAAGCUGUCGCAUCUAGCGAUGAUUCUGAAGAUGAGACGAGCAGGAAGCGUAAGAAGGAUAAAAAGAAGAAACGCGGAAAGGAAUCGUCCCCGCGCACGAAACGUGCCCCUGAGGUUGAUGCAUCCAUCGAGGAAGGAGAACUGGAAGAUGAAAUUCACCCUAUGGCAACGGUGACGAAAAUCGAUCCAGACGAAAUUCCGGAGGUUUCAAACAAGUACCUAAUGCGCAACGAUGCAACCAAGCGUGCCAGUGUGCCAGAGGACGACCGCAAGCGUGACAAUCGUGCAAAGGAGCAGAGAGGGUUUGGUUGGAUGAAGAAGAACGUACCAAUGUCGCGCAGUGGACGCAUUAUCAAGGGUCGAGGACACUUUCGAUAUCGUACGCCUUCGCGCUCACGUAGCCGGUCCAGAAGUCAAACACCGGUUCAUUGGCGGGCCGCUCAGAAACGCACGAUCAAGAUGACCGAUCUGGAAAAGCUGGAAGAUGAAAAGCGGCAGCGCGAAUCAGAGAUCAAGCGUCGGGAAACGGAGCGCAAGAAGCGUCACGAAGAACUUGCGAAAGGUGUUUCGAAGAAAUCGUUCUUCGAGCUCAAUCAAGAGCAGUCCGUUGCGCGUGAAAAGUCAACUAGCGAAUCGCCCGACACUGCUGCGGUGGGCACCAAGCGUGCAACCGAUCCACCGAUCAAGGGACAGGAAGAACAGUUAAGGGGUAAAUCUAACGGAUCGAUCGAUAUGAAUGCUUUGGAUUACGAGCAUCAUCCGGCUGGGACGUCGGACACAGAGCCGGACGAGGCAACGCACAAGAAAAGUGACACACUUGCCAAAGCUCUCGGUGUGGAACCGAAAAAGAAAUCCGACGAUUCGGUGAAAACGGACGAACGGCGCAAACCGGCGGACGAUCGAAAGCGCGAUCGUUCCCGAAGUCGUUCGCGUGAUCGCCGUCGAGGUGGUGGUGAUGGUUAUCGAGGUCGUUCACCUCCUGGACAUCAUCGUGGGGGAGGUGGUGGUGGUGGUGGUGGAAACCGUAACCGGCAACCUUUUGGGUUUUCGGCCGCUCCACAUUACAAUCGUUACAACCAACAGCAGCAUGCUUCAAACCGGCGCUAUGGUGGUGGGAACAACGUUGGAGGAUCGUACUACUCGCGACCUCGCGGACGUUUCGGUGGCAAUAACGAGCGAUACGAUCGUGAUCGUUCACGCCGGUCACGCAGUCACGAGGGUGGUUUUUCGCGACGCUCACGCCGGGAGCGUUCCGCUAGCCAUUCGCGGUCCAGAACACCGGAACAUAGGCGACGUCGUAAGGAUAACAGCUCCACUGGUAGUUCCCAGGAACGGGAUCAGCGCUCAAGGCGUAACCGAUCCGUCACUCCGACCGAUCGUCGGUCAGCGUCCCGUCCGGUGAUGAACGAAAAGACUAUCCGGGAAAAAGCCUCCAACGGUAAAGAGUUAGAUAAGUUCCGGGAUAAGAGUCCCGGUUCGGUUGCAACAGCGAUCGUUGUCGCUGCUACAGCAGCCGUCGAAGCAGCAAAGAUACCUACCGUAUCCAUCAAGAGUGAGGAACUGUCCGAAGAGGAAAAGGCACGCAUGCAAAAAGAAAAGAUGCUUAAGCGGGCCGAAACCCUGUUGCUGCUAAAGAGUCACAUGGAAAAGGAAAUAGAAGAACAGCAACGUAAGGCACGGGAAAAACAGCAACAGCAGCUGCUACUGCGCAAACAAAAAGAGGAACAAGAUGCCCGGGCCCUCGAUGCGGUAAUGGAUUUGGCGCAGCUGAAGCAGCUAAAGAAGGAAACAAUCCAAAAGCUGAACGCACAAGAGGCGGCACAACGGAUAUUGCAAACGGUGGUCACUAAUGUGAGUGCCGUUGCCGGUGGUUCUAGCGGCACCAGCCAGAAGAAAAAGUCCAAAAGCAGCAGCAGUAAACGGCGCUCGUCACGUAGCUCUGCAUCAUCCUCCUCCUCGUCGGCUGCUUCCAGAAAGGAGAAGAGCCGCAAGAAGCGUAAGGAUAAGAAGCGUAAAGCACGCCGCCAUUCAUCCAGCAGCUCUUCUUAG